Molecule: messenger RNA, 1295 nt
Organism: Diabrotica virgifera virgifera (western corn rootworm)
Lineage: Eukaryota; Metazoa; Arthropoda; Insecta; Coleoptera; Chrysomelidae
Exons: 3
Coding region: 183-611 (142 amino acids)
Biological process (GO): regulation of synaptic transmission, cholinergic; sleep; positive regulation of voltage-gated potassium channel activity
Source: RefSeq, a predicted model, not a curated record
UAGUACCGUUUUAUGUGUGUAAUUAGGCCAAAAAGCAACCAGUACUGAAUAGGUUCAGUUUGUAGCAAUAAUAUGCAGUGAUUGGAUCGGUUUUGGCUAUGGAGUUAUGAUCAAUGUACUAAGAAGGGCAAAACGAAUCGAAUUUUUUGUUUGAACGGAACAUUAAUAUAAAAUUGGUGGCAAUGAAAAAUUUUAUUUGUUUUUUGUUUUUUAUAUUUGGAUCUAUCAAUUCAGGUUUGUGUCUAAGAUGUUAUGAAUGUGUCUCAAGACUGGGUCCAGGAGAGUCAGAUCCCUGCCUUAACGGAGAUCGUAACCAGCUGCGACGAGUGCUGUGUAUUGGUCCAUCCGUAUGUGCUUCCUACCAUUACCAAAGUACAAUACCUGGUACUCCAACUAUUAACCAUAUAACAAGAGGCUGUCAAUCACUCCGCUAUGGAGGCAGCUGCGAAGAUAUUUUCAACGACUUGAGAUCCAAAGGGGAGGUUUUGCCAGGUCAACACACGUGCGCAACAUGCAGCGGUGAUCUCUGUAAUGCUACGAACUCAUUUAAAGCUCUAUUUUCUUUGAUUUUAGUUUGUACUUUAAGUGGAAUAGUGUCAUAUACCCUAUAGUAUUUUAUUGUUAAGAACAUACAAGACCAUAGAAGGUCUUGGAGUAUAGAAGGAAUAUAGAACGAAAAGUAAGAAAAAGUCGUAGAGUUUGUUAUUACUUCAUGUUAAUCUACAGUUUUUAAAAAACAUACAUCGUUUUUUAUAAUUGAUUUAAUCUACAGUUUUGUGUAUAAUCUUUAUUUAAGGGCAUAAUAAUAAGAAUUUUUUUAAGAGUUGCACACUCUAGCAGGGUGUUCAAUAAUAGAUGAUUCCAGUUUUAAUAUUUAUCGUCAUAUUCUGUAAGGGGCCGUUCAAAAAUCGUGUUACGUAAUACUUGAACACUUGCUAAUGCUGUUGUACUGCCUUUAUAUUUUUUCAGUUAUCCUUUGCUAUACAGACCCAGAGCAUAGUGGGACAGUAUCGUAUGCCUUUACCAGAUAUAUAAAGACUAUAUAGGGUGAGGCAGAUAACUGGCCUAUUAGAAAUAUCUCGAGAACUAAAGGCAACAGAAUCAUGAAAAUUGGAGUAAAGAAGUUUUGAAGGAUGAUCUAUUAAAUGAAAUUAUUUUUACCUCUUUGCAACUUCCGGUUAUACCGGAAGUUGCUUAUAACUUCGUUUUUUUAAAUGGGACACCCUGUAUAUCUUUACAUUUUUGGAUUCUCUUCGAUGUCUUCUUUCUUAAAAUAUGAGGUUUUGUAAUAUUAU